GAAAUAUUACAUCAAGCUGAUCAAGCCAAUACAGACUGAUAUUGCUAUCAAAGUUAAGCGUAUCCUAGGAAACCGUAACAGACUUCUCAGUAUUGAAUGAUACAUAGAUAAAGGAUAUUUGCAGUUUUUAUCUAUUAUACCCUUUAUACACUAUCAUACUAUAUUUUUACAAAUUAUUAAAAGAUAAUAUUGUUGAGCUUGUAAAGUAGAUUUGAUCAUCAAAGCAUCGUGCACAUUGCAGAAUUGAGUUUUCUUUCUCUUAUUGCUAAAUAUUUCAGCUGACUCGAUCACUCUUGCUAAACUAUUGCAUUGACAUAAUUUCACAACAUAAAGGAACAAUGGCACCAACAAUACCAAAAAAGAUGGCCUCCAAAGUAUCGGAAAUAAGUAAAGAACAUCUAAGUUUAGCAAAAACUCACAUAUCACGACAGGACUUGGGUGCUGGUGAUAUGGACUGGAUACGAACAAGGCUUAUGCUGAGACCAGAUGAUCAAUUGCAAUUAACAGAAGCAGAAUUACAAGAGGAAUUCGCCAAAGUAUUAACUAUACACAAUACCAGGGUACCAGACUCCUUAGUUGAAUGGUCAUGGAAAUUACGUGAAUUUAUAAGAUUACCUCCUCCUCCGCAUUUAGUAACUCUACUGAAUAUAACUGGCACUAUAUUACACAAAGACUCUGAAGAAGCCAAAAUACAAUUGGCAGGAGGAAUUAUUGCUGAUGAGGAGACAGCAGACGGGAAAUUGAAGCAUGAUGAAGCUGAAGAAGAAGCAGAAUAUGAAGAUGAGGAAGAAGGUAGAACAGCAGAAGAAGUGGAUAAAACGGUGGAAGCGCUAGCCGAAGCUGAACGCGAACAAGAAGUUGAACUAGAACCUGAGGAAGAUGAAGUAGAAAAAGCAAAACCUAAGAAAAUACCUAAUCAAUUCAAUUUCUGUGAAAGGGCAGCGUUAACAUAUGAUAAUCCUAUGAGGGAUAUCAGCACACAAACUAUACCUCCACCUACUACAACCUUCAACGCUAGUGUCUUUCAAUGGACUAUCUUUGACGAGUAUCAGGAAGACUAUGCUCAACAACAACGUGAGAAAGAAAAAGAGAAAAAAGCGCCAUUGGCGCAAGCAAAGAAAGAAGACGUGAAGAAAAAAGUUCAAGUGGAAUCUUCAGCAAUGACAAAUAGAAUGCUACAAGCAGCCAAGACACUGGAACGAAUGGUGAAUCAAAACAUUUUUGAUGACAUAUCUCAAGAUUAUAGAUAUUGGGAUGAUCCAAGUGAUGAAUUUAAAGACGGCGAAGGCUCCUUAUUACCUCUGUGGAAAUUUUCUUAUGAAAAGACUAAGAAACACGAUAUCACGGACAUGUGCUUCAACAGCAGAUAUUAUGAUCUCUUUGCAGUCGCUUUUGGAACACUGUCGUUUAACAGUUCGAUAACAAAUGGCACAGUGUGCCUAUUCAGUUUAAAGAAUCCAUCGUAUCCAGAAUGGAUCUGUCCAACAGAAUCUCCCGUGAUGUGUUUAGACUUCAAUGCUCAACAUCCAUAUCUUUUAGUUAUCGGUACCAUGGAUGGAGCGGUAGCAGUUUAUAAUAUAAUGUUACCAUUGUCGACACCACAAUACAAGAGCAGUGAUGUUGUGCAAAAGCAUGGAGGGUUAGUAUGGGAGAUUCGUUGGGCUCCUGAUACAGAAGAAGGAAACCUCGCCUUCUUCAGCGUCAGUAUCGACGGCAAAAUAAAUCACUGGGUAUUAAACCAGAACGAUCUCGGUCUCACUACCGUUAUGACGUUGUUCCUAGACCGGCCGCCUAUACCAGGUCCGGAUGGCACAAUGAUUACGCUCAAAGGUUGCGGAACGUGCAUUGCAUUUCAUCCCGCCGAUCAGAAUGUUUUCCUGGUAGGCACCGAGGAAGGUACCAUAUACAAGUGCAAUACGGCGUACAGCAGUAUUUACAUGAGGACGUAUCACGAGGCACACACUAUGCCGGUAUAUCGGAUAGUCUUCAACAAGUUCAAUUCCAGCAUCUUUGCCAGCUGCUCGGGCGAUUGGCGAAUCAAAAUCUGGGAAGAUGAAAGACCAGAACCGUUGUUCAUGUUUGACUUGGGUGUUCCAAUUGGAGAUGUUCAAUGGGCACCAUAUAGUUCAACAGUGCUCGCUUGUGUAUCAAACGAUGGCAAAGUUACGGUGUUUGAUUUAAAUGUUAACAAGUACAGACCGAUCUGCAGUCAGCAGAUUGUCAGUAAACGAAAGAGCAGAUUGACCCGAUUAGCUUUUAAUAACGCGUUGCCGUUUAUAAUAGUUGGCGACGAUAAAGGUACUGUAAAUACACUUAAAUUAUCCCCAAAUUUGCGGAUAAAAGUCAAACCAACAAAGAAGCAACUACACUUGUCGCAAACAGAUUUGGAAUCAAUGAAAUUGGAAAAGUUGCUCAGUUUUGUACGAGAACCUCCAGUAUUGACCCCACCUAAAGAUGUAAGAACGGUCACCUAAAACUAAUACGUCAAACAGAAAUAUAAACAAAUUACAAUUUUUUGUAAACAACAGUGCUUUAUUAAUA
Messenger RNA from Nylanderia fulva, 2541 nucleotides. Lineage: Eukaryota; Metazoa; Arthropoda; Insecta; Hymenoptera; Formicidae. The record is from RefSeq and is a predicted model, not a curated record.